UUUUUCAGCCACGCUUUCAUAGAAAAAUCUGGAAUUUAACGGCUCUCAAUUUUCACACUUUCUCUCGCUUUUUCUAUGUGACACUACAACUACUAAACAAGUCUCCCAACAUAUUCUAUAGAAUCUUUUCUCCCACAUAUAAUUUGUUCUUUGAUUCUCUCUCUCUCUCUCCCCGUGUCUUUGCUUUGUGUUGCUUUUGAUACCCACAAACAAGAGGUUGCUUAGGAACUGAACCAGUUCUCUAGUUCUAACACCACCACCACCACUACCAUCUUUAUCAUCAUGUGUGUCCCGGAAGCUGAGCAAGUUGGCCAGGAGAUUGAGAAUAUGGACAACAAUAACAACAGCAGCAGCAGCAGCAGCAGCAACAACAACAAUAACAACAAGCUGGAAAGCAUUUCUGAGGAUAAAGCAGUUGUAGAGAGAAAACAGAACCUGUUAAACUUUGUCCCUUCCCUUCGGUCAGGAGAGUGGUCUGAUAUAGGGGGUCGUGAAUAUAUGGAGGAUACUCACGUCUGCAUUGGUGAUCUGGCUAAGAAAUUCGGUAUUAAUUCAUACAGUGAUGAAGUUAUCUCCUUCUAUGGUGUAUUUGAUGGGCAUGAUGGAAAGUGUGCAGCACAAUUUGUACGUGACCAUUUGCCAAGAGUAAUUGUUGAGGAUGCCGACUUCCCUUUAGAACUUGAGAAGGUGGUUACAAGGUCAUUUAUGGAGACUGAUGCAGCAUUUGCAAAGACAUGCUCCCUUGAGUCCGCCCUGUCUUCCGGGACAACUGCCCUCACUGCAAUGGUAUUUGGGAGGUCUCUGCUUGUUGCAAAUGCAGGGGACUGCCGGGCUGUGUUGUCACGAUGUGGAACUGCUAUAGAAAUGUCAAAGGAUCAUAGACCCUGCUGCACUAAAGAAAGGACAAGGAUCGAAUCCUUGGGUGGAUAUGUUGCUGAUGGUUACCUUAAUGGUCAGUUGGGUGUUACUCGUGCAUUAGGUGAUUGGCACCUUGAAGGAAUGAAGGGAAUGGGUGAAAAGCUUGGACCAUUGAGUGCUGAACCUGAACUUAAAUUGGUGACACUGACCAAGGAAGAUGAGUUUUUGAUAAUUGGUAGUGAUGGAAUUUGGGAUGUGUUUACCAGUCAAAAUUGUAUAGAUUUUGCCCGGAAGAGACUCCAAGAGCACAAUGAUGUGAAGUUGUGCUGCAAGCAAAUAGUAGAGGAAGCAAUAAAGCGGGGAGCCACCGACAAUCUGACUGUUGUAAUGGUAAGUUUUCAUAUGGAGCCACUGGCGCAUGUAGUGGUAGAAAGGGGAAGAGUCAGGAGAAGCAUAUCGGCCGAAGGCCUUCAGAAUCUCAGAGGCCUGUUAGAUUGCUAAUCUUAUUUUUUAAAUCCCUGGUGUGCAUAGGUUAGAACUAGUCAACCAAUAAUACUAAGCUGAUUUAUCAGCUCUUAUCUUGAGUUUUUUCUCUAUAUAUGUAUAUAUAUUCUUCCGGGAAAUGGAACUGCCUUUUCCUUACCCCUUUAUUCAUUGAUGCCUUAUUUGGUUUCUGAGAAGAAGGAAGGAAAGAGAAGAAAACAUGGAAUCAUAAUUUGCAAUAUGAUAAAAUUGGGGAGGGAAAUCCAACUUGUAAACAAAUUGAUAUGAGAAUUGUACUAUUAUUAAUUCGAAGCAUGCACUAAUGUACAUACAAUUAUUCCGUAUUCAUCAAACUUACUGUUGGUGACCAACAAGUUUUUACCUUUU
Molecule: messenger RNA, 1728 nt
Organism: Quercus lobata
Lineage: Eukaryota; Viridiplantae; Streptophyta; Magnoliopsida; Fagales; Fagaceae
Product: probable protein phosphatase 2C 27
Exons: 4
Coding region: 283-1359 (358 amino acids)
Biological process (GO): protein dephosphorylation
Molecular function (GO): protein serine/threonine phosphatase activity
Source: RefSeq, a predicted model, not a curated record